AAACAAGGCCAAAGGCUGACAUGGCAAAAGAAAACAGGCAAUUAGAUGCCCUUAUCCAUCUCUCUGUCUGUCAAAGGACCCCUUUUACAGCCUGGGCAGAGAAGAGAGAAAAGCUUCCGCAGCAGCUUAAAUCCAAAGUUUGAAGCUUUCAUUCUAAGUCAAAACUGGGUUCACCCCAAUAUCAGCAUCAAUGUCUUGCAUUUGUAGCAUUAACUCAAUCUCUUCUUUCUCUGCUCUCUCCUCUUCUCCAAGAAAAUCAAUACCUAAGCCUCCAAUUGUCCACUGCUCCCUUCCAGGGACGGUGGCGGAACCAAAGACUGCUUCCGUGGCUGAACCCUUGUUGCUUAAUGCUGUUAGAGGAGAAAAUGUUGAAAGACCCCCAGUUUGGCUUAUGAGGCAAGCAGGGAGGUACAUGAAGAGUUACCAAACCAUUUGCGAGAAGUAUCCUUCGUUUCGUGAAAGAUCAGAAAAUGUUGAUCUUGUGGUAGAAAUUUCUCUACAGCCUUGGAAUGUUUUUAAGCCAGAUGGGGUCAUUUUAUUCUCAGACAUUCUUACUCCACUUUCUGGGAUGAAUAUACCUUUUGACAUUGUGAAAGGUAAAGGCCCUGUUAUAUUCAAUCCUUUACACACGGCUGCAGAUGUUGAUCAAGUAAGAGAAUUUGUUCCUGAAGAGUCAGUUCCAUAUGUUGGGAAAUCGUUGACAAUCCUUCGAAAAGAGGUCCAGCUUAGUGUGUUUCUCUUUCAAUUUUCUACGUUGAAAGUAGAUAAUAAGGCUGCAGUGCUUGGUUUCGUUGGGGCUCCUUUUACCCUGGCAUCAUAUGUUGUUGAAGGUGGCUCAUCAAAGCACUUUUCAAAAAUAAAAAGAUUAGCUUUCUCUGAGCCCAAGGUACUUCAUACAUUGCUUCAAAAAUUUGCUACUUCAAUGGCAAAAUACAUUCAAUAUCAAGCUAAAAAUGGGGCUCAAGCUGUUCAAAUCUUUGACUCAUGGGCCACAGAACUUAGCCCUGUUGAUUUUGAGGAGUUCAGUCUUCCAUACUUGAAGCAGAUUGUGGACACUGUUAGAAAAACACAUCCAAAUCUCCCUCUAAUCCUCUAUGCAAGUGGAUCUGGGGGCUUGCUUGAGAGGCUAGCUUUGACGGGUGUGGAUGUAGUUAGCUUGGAUUGGACAGUGGAUAUGGCUGAAGGUAGGAGGCGAUUGGGACCCAAUUUGGCAGUUCAGGGAAAUGUGGAUCCUGGUGUUCUUUUUGGCUCAAAGGAAUUUAUCACUAAUCGGAUAAAUGAUGUUGUGAGAAAAGCUGGUAAAGGAAAACACAUAUUGAAUCUUGGUCAUGGAAUUAUAGUAGGCACACCAGAGGAAAAUGUUGCUCAUUUUUUUGAGGUUGCCAAAGGAAUCAGAUACUAAAUGUGGACAAUAGUUAGUUGAUUUUCUGAUAAAUGAUGUUUAUGUAUUCUUGGUUUCUUUUCUCUUUCUUCAACUGAAAUUGAUACUGUUCCAUGACAUUUUAGUGGUGCAAUUCCUCAGCAUCCACUGGUUGAGUUUUUUUUUUUUUUUUCAAUGAUUUUAGUCAUUUUAUCAAUCCA
Hevea brasiliensis (rubber tree) is the source of this 1581-nucleotide messenger RNA. Its product is annotated as uroporphyrinogen decarboxylase. The record is from RefSeq and is a predicted model, not a curated record. The transcript has 6 exons. The coding region runs from base 191 to 1402 and encodes 403 amino acids. Gene Ontology annotation, biological process: porphyrin-containing compound biosynthetic process. Gene Ontology annotation, molecular function: uroporphyrinogen decarboxylase activity. NCBI's taxonomy places the organism in Eukaryota, Viridiplantae, Streptophyta, Magnoliopsida, Malpighiales, Euphorbiaceae.